AUGGUUAAGUCAUAUAAUCGUUAUGAUCAAGAGAAAUGUUUUGGUGUAAUUACUUCACAAUCUAACAUUGUUUGGUUACCACCAUCAGAAACUCAAUCAAAUACAUCAGUAGGAAGAGCAUUAACUUCAGGACUUGAAGAAAUUUUAAUUUGGGAUAUUAAAACUGGUGAAAUUUUAAAUAGAUUUAGAGAUGGAUUAAAUCCAGGAUCUUCAAAUGCAUCAACUACUGUACCACCAUCACCUAUUAGUUAUUUAACAUAUCAUGAAAUUAAUAAUAUUAUAGCUGCGGGAUAUAAUGAUGGAUCAAUUAAAAUUUGGGAUGUUAGUUCUGGAUCAGUUAUUAUUAAUUUCGAAGGUCACAAAUCUCCAAUUACUCAAUUAAAAUUUGAUAAAAGUGGAACUAGAUUAGUUUCUGGUUCAAAUGAUACUACUAUUAUUAUGUGGGAUUUAGUUGGUGAAGUUGGUUUAUUUAAAUUGAAAGGUCAUAAAGGUCCAAUUACAGGAAUUGAAUUCUUAAGUGAAUCAAUAACCAGUGAAGAAGAAGAAGAAGAAGAAGAUUUGGAUGCUAUGGAUGAUUAUUUAGUUAGUGUUUCUAAAGAUGGGUUAAUUAAAUUAUGGGAAUUAAAAUCUCAACAAUGUAUUGAAACUCAUUUAGCUCAUUCUAAUGAAUGUUGGUCAAUGGCUAUUAAAAAAACUAAAGAUAUGUUAAUUACAAGUGGUAAUAAAGAUCAAGUUAAAAUAUGGAGUUUGGAUCUUUCUCAACAAGAUGGAUCUAAAAUUCAAGAACGUGGAAGUUUUGAAAAAUCUAGUAAAUCAAGAAGUAAUGAAAUUUCAUUUAAAUCAUUGAAAACUUCAUCAUCAUCUGAAAUCAUUCAAUUAUUUUCUAUUCAAAAUGCUGAUAGAACCAUUGAAAUUUUUAGAAUUAGAUCAGAUGAUGAAAUCAAACGUGGUAUUACUAAAAGAACAAAAAGAUUAAAAGAUAAAGGGUUAGAUGAAGAAGAAAUCUUGGAAUCUUUACAAAAUUCCGAAAUAAGUAUGUUGGUUACGCCAUUUACAACUAUAAGAACUAUGGCCAAGAUCAAAUCUGCUUGUUGGACUAAUAAUAUUAAAAAAAUGGAUAUUUUGGUUUCUUUAGCUAACAAUAGUAUUGAAUAUGAUAAUAUUCCAGUACCAGAAAAUCCAAAGAAAGCACAACCAACUGAUUUAUACUCAGUAAAGUUACAUUCGAUUGAUUUAUUAGGUCAUAGAACUGAUAUUAGAGCCAUGGAUAUUUCACCAGAAGAUAAUAAACUAUUAGCUACUGCAUCUAAUGGAGAAUUGAAAAUUUGGAACACAAGGACGUAUAAUGUUAUUCGUACUUUUACAUUGGAAGGUGGUUAUGCAUUGUGUUGUAAAUUUUUACCUGGGGGUGCAUUAAUUGCUGUUGGUUUUAAAAAUGGUGAUUUAGAAUUGUAUGAUUUGGCUACUUCAUCAUUAGUUGAUAAAGUUGAAAAAGCUCAUAGUCUUGUUGGAGGUAUGUCCGAUGAUGAUAGUGCCGCUAUUUGGUCUCUUGAUAUAACUCCAGAUGGUAAAACAUUAGUAACUGGUGGUAAUGAUAAAUGUGUCAAGUUUUGGAAUUUCAAAGUUGAACAAGAUGUCAUUCCAGGUACUAAUACUACUGUUUCACAAUUGAAAUUUGUUCACACACAAACUUUAGAUUUGAAUGAAGAUGUUCUUUGUGUUAAGAUUUCCCCUGAUGCUAAAUAUUUGGCAAUUUCAUUAUUGAAUAAUAAUGUUCAAGUUGUUUUCUUGGAUACAUUGAAAUUAUUCCUUACAUUAUAUGGACAUAAAUUACCGGUAUUAUCAAUUGAUAUAUCAUCUGAUUCAAAACUUUUAAUUACUUCUUCAGCUGAUAAGAACAUUAAAAUCUGGGGGUUGGAUUUCGGUGAUUGUCAUAAAUCAUUAUUUGCUCAUCAAGAUUCCAUUAUGAAUGUUAAAUUCAUUGGUGAUAGUCAUAAUUUCUUUUCGAGUGGUAAAGAUGGAUUGAUUAAAUAUUGGGAUGGUGAUAAAUUUGAAUGUAUUCAGAAAUUACCAGCACAUCAAAGUGAAGUUUGGUGUAUGGCCAUCAGUGAUAAUGGAUUAUUUAUGUGUUCCACAUCCCAUGAUCACUCUAUUAGAUUAUGGCUGGCUACAGAUGAUCAAGUUUUCAUAGAAGAAGAAAAAGAAAAAGAAUUGGAUGAAAUGUAUGAGAAUAAAUUAUUGGAUCAAAUUGAUGGCAAUGAAGAUGAUGCAAGAGCAACCAGAAACGAAGAUGAGGAUGGUGAUGAAAUGGUUGACGAAUCCACUAAAGUCAGUAAACAAACGAUGGAAACCUUGAAAGCUGGUGAAAAAUUAAUGGAAGCUUUAGAUAUUGGUAUUGAAGAAAUUGAAUCUGAAAAGGAAUAUCAAGCAUUGAUUAAACAAGGUAAAGAAGCCAUUAAACCUACACCAAAUUCCAUAUUAUUGGCUUUUGAUAUGACUGCUAGUCAAUAUGUUUUAAGUGUGUUGACAAAAAUUAAAGCAUCUCAAUUAGAUGACGCUUUGUUGGUAUUGCCAUUUUCAUAUUCAUUGAAAUUAUUACAAUUUAUUGAAAUUUGGACCAAUAAGGAAAACAUUUCUGGUAAUAUCGUUAGUAUUUCCUUGAUUUGUAAAGUUUUGUUUUUUGUUAUCAGUGCCAAUUCCAAAGAAUUGAUUAGUCAAAAGGAUCCUCAUUUGAAGAACCAAUUGAUGAAAGUUAAAGAACAAUUAAGAAGCGAAUUACUGAAUACAACAAAACAAUUGGGUGUUAAUACUCAAGGUUUGAAAUUUAUAAAACAGCAAUGGAAAUUGCAACAUGCUAGUGAAUUUAUUGAUGAUGAAGAAGAAGAACAAAGAAAACAAAUUGAAGAAAAGAAAUCAAACAAGAGAAGCCAUGCUAAUGUAUAG
This is a messenger RNA of Candida tropicalis MYA-3404, 2943 nucleotides long. It is a transcript of the gene DIP2, whose product is annotated as snoRNA-binding rRNA-processing protein. Gene Ontology annotation, biological process: maturation of SSU-rRNA. Bases 1 to 2943 code for a protein of 980 amino acids. The record is from RefSeq and is a predicted model, not a curated record. Lineage: Eukaryota; Fungi; Ascomycota; Pichiomycetes; Serinales; Debaryomycetaceae. Gene Ontology annotation, cellular component: small-subunit processome; Pwp2p-containing subcomplex of 90S preribosome. Gene Ontology annotation, molecular function: snoRNA binding; protein binding. The transcript has a single exon.